Chara braunii is the source of this 2510-nucleotide messenger RNA. The record is from the annotation of a GenBank genome assembly. Lineage: Eukaryota; Viridiplantae; Streptophyta; Charophyceae; Charales; Characeae.
CGACCAUUGUGUUGAACACGACACAUGUCGCACAGCACACCCCAGUGUCGCUGUCGUGUUCGACACAAUGGUCGCCAGACGGUGCCCGAAGGGGCGCUUGGUCGACUGUCGAAUGGCGGACGACAGUGUCGCUGUCGUGUCGAACACGACGGUCAACUCCCCUACAGGCACCGUUUGGCGACCGUCGUGUCGAACACGACAUGGACAUUGUUAUCUGGCGAGCAGACGGUGCAUGAAGGGCCGCUUGGUCGACUGUCGCAUGGCAGACAACAGUGUAGCUGUCGUGUCCAACACGACGGUUGGUCAGCCCGCGCAGUGCCGUCGGGUUCGACGCGACAGUGCCACGACGACACCGCAAUGUCGCUCUCGUGUCGAAUUCGACGGUACUGGAGGACGUCGUGGCACGGCCGUCGAGUUCGACACGACAAUGGAACGACGACGAGCUGGCGGGCUGCGGCCCGCUUCACUGCUCGGCAUGGAUCGCGAGGGGAAGCUAAGCAAACGACGUACUAGUGCUGGUUCCGGGAGCAUGGAGCAGUCUCCGAAAAAAACGAAGGGGACAUCGACGGCUGGCGUGGGGGCUGCCGACACACCGGGGUCUAAGGGCCACCGAACCCCGGUGCUGCGGGGUGCGCCUUCUACGGGCACUCCUUCCGCCCAUGUUCGAGGUUCGGGACCGGAUUCGACUGUGUUGAUGAGUGGUGGGGCUGUGGGUCGAGAAGAGGAGGCUACUGGUCGGAAGGGGAAAUCUGCGAUGGACGUUGUGCCCAGGCGUAAAAGGUCUGGUGACACGUCCGUUGCAGGUGUGGGAGACGAGGUGCCUGUCGCCGACCACCAAGACAAGUGUUGGAUGUUGGACUGGGUGGGUGGAAUCGGGGAACGCUCGGGUGGGCUGGUUUUGUACGUGGUGAUAAAAAAUAACAUUGUUCCGAUUGGCGGUGUGGUUAAGUGGAGUGGAGAAAAAUCGUCGUCGGCCAUGUUGGAGUUAACGAUGGUCCUUAACGCUAGAGGUGAGCGGGUGGCGGGUGUCAAACGCGUUGCUCUUCGUUGGGCCAAACACGCUGGGUACGGCAAGAGGCUUUAUGACAUUUUCAAUCCGCCCGGGACGGAGAAAUUGAUGUUGUCGGACCUUCGAUCGGUUUUCGCAUUCUUCGACAGACAUGUGGUCGCAGGGCAUGAGCCGGUGGUGCAUUCUUUCGACCACAUAUCUGAACCGAAAAGCAUGCUUUCGUCGUCUUUGGAGGCGGCUCCGUCGUCUUUGGAGGCGGCUCCGUCGUCGAAACCGAUCAUUAUAGCCCCUGUGAAGCGUAGACCAACAUCAACCAAGGAACCCAUUUCCUUGGUCCGCCCGCCGCGCUAUGAGUUGGCCAUUCCUGUCGGGCCACAAUAUUUUGGAGAUGACGACGAGGAGAACAGCGCAGAAGAAUGGGAGCGCAAUGAAGAACGUGAAGAAUAUGAGGAGGGUGGCGAAGAAGAGGGAGUAGAGAGUGAGCACACAAUCAGCGAGAGGGGUGGGCCGGGCGAGUUGGAGGGUCGUCUAGGGGUUGAGCAUGAGGACGAAGGGCAAGAAGAGGAAACGACCGGCGAGGGAGGGUAUGCAGAUGUGCAUCAGGGUUCCAAACGAACGCAGCUGCUCCCGCCGGGUCAUGGGCAUUGGAAAGCGGAUCCAGGGCGAGGGGAAAUGCACCGCGAAGUUGGGGUCGAGCCGGCGCAUGCCAAUGUAGUCCGACUAGCUGAGAAUAAAAGGAAGAUGAAAACCAAGCAGGAGGGGGGAGCCAAGCAAGAGGAGGGCAAACGCAAGUUGAAAAUGCUGGCAGUUGAGGAGGCCGUCCAACGUACGAGGGAGGCUGAGGAGGCCAUGAAGAAAAAACGGCAGCCAAGGAAAAAAGCAGCGAAGGGAGGUGCGAUGGAAAAAACUUGCGUUUUUCCACCGGACCAGCCACAGUCGGAUGAAGACGCUGUGGGCAAGACAGUCACCAGACCGCCCGGUUUGCAGAUUCUGCCGCCUGGGAAUUCUUCUGGUCAUCUGAGCAAAGACUUCUUCCUGGAGUUCGACGAGAAUGGUAAACUGAGGUCGGAAAUGCAGUUCAUUUCUAUCAAGUUGGACAGGAUUCUGGAUAUCCCUGAUGAGGAAUUCAGAUAUAAUCAAUGCUUCCUCGAUCAGGAGCUUAUUGAUGACCUUUACAAAACAAUGGUUGAGUCGGGUGAGGCAGCUAUCAGAGAGAGAACGACCGGGGCAGCCGGGGUGAAUGUAUGUGCAUUGUACGAGAAGCCUGUCCUUUUGUGGUACGAAUGUGAGGGCGAGAAGAGUGACGCCCGGCGAAUUCGAUCUCCAAUCCGUGCGCAAGUACUACUGGUACCCUCUCAGUGGUCAACACAAUGUUGCGGCGGCGAGGAAAUGUUCUCAAGAACGCCCUGACAUCGUCCGUGAGCUACGUUUGGAUUGCUGGACUGCAAGGUCUGUUUACUAUCUGGAUAGGAACAUGGAAAAUUACUGCACCUUGAGCACU